ACAGCCUCGUUGGGAAAGGUGAUUGCCUUCAAUUUAUCGGACAUCGGUGAAGGUAUCACCGAAGUCAGUAUCAAAGAAUGGUUUGUUAAAGUUGGCGAUCCUGUUGCACAGUUUGAUAAUGUAUGCGAAGUGCAAAGUGACAAGGCCUCUGUAACAAUCACAAGUCGCUACGAUGGAAUUGUUACAAAACUCUACUACGAGGUUGAUGAUAUCGCAAAUGUCGGUACUCCACUAAUUGACAUUGAAUUAAAUGAUGAUGCAGCCGACUCAGAAGGCAUUCAAAGUACUCCAGAACAGCAGGAUUCUACCCCGAAAGAGGCAACCCAGUCCAGGAAGGUGUUAGCAACUCCUGCUGUUCGCAAAAUUGCUAUGGAAAAUAAAAUUGAUCUGGCAAAAGUACCCGCUACAGGAAAAGAUGGGAGAGUCUUAAAAGAAGAUAUGCUUCGAUAUCUUGAACAACCACAAGCUUCAGAAACCGUUAAAGAACCUGCGCCUAUUUCGUCGAAACCGACUCCUAAGCAAUCGCCCAUUGACGAUGGUGUUCCUGUUCCCAUACGUGGAAUUCGCAAGGCUAUGGUUAAAACCAUGACCGAAUCAUUGAAAGUUCCUCAGUUUGGAUAUUGUGAUGAAAUCUCUAUGAAUGCCUUAUCUGACUUAAUCGCAAAAUGGAAACAAAGCGGUAGUACUCCAAUAGGAAUGAUGCCUUUUUUCAUUAAGGCGGCGUCGCUUGCUCUAAAAGAAUUUCCAAUUUUAAAUAGCAGCGUUGACGAAAACUGUGAAAAUAUUAUAUAUAAGAGUUCUCACAAUGUUGGCUUCGCUAUGGAUUCUGAACAAGGCUUAAUUGUACCGAAUAUCAAGAAUGUUCAGGAAUUAUCACUUGUCGACGUGUCAUUAGAAUUUAGCAGACUAAGAGAAUUAGGCAUGGCUGGAAAACUUGGAGUGGAUGAUUUAUCUGGUGGUACAUUUACCUUGUCUAACAUUGGAUCUAUUGGAGGUACCUAUUCACACCCUGUUAUACUGACUCCGCAAGUGGUUAUUGGUGCUUUCGGCCGAACACAGGUUGUUCCAAGAUUCAAUGAGAGUGGACAAGUGCAUGAAGCUAAAUUAAUGAACGUUAGCUGGUCUGCAGAUCAUCGCAUUAUUGAAGGAGCUGUGAUGGCCCGUUUUUCCAAUCUUUGGAAGUCUUUCGUAGAAAAUCCUCACUUAAUGCUAAUGCACCUCAAAUAA
Molecule: messenger RNA, 1227 nt
Organism: Trichoplax adhaerens
Lineage: Eukaryota; Metazoa; Placozoa; Uniplacotomia; Trichoplacea; Trichoplacidae
Exons: 12
Cellular component (GO): cytoplasm; mitochondrion
Molecular function (GO): lipoic acid binding; acetyltransferase activity
Source: RefSeq, a predicted model, not a curated record